GUGUGUGUGUGUGUAGCUUUAUGUGUUUUGUGUGUGUGUGUGUGAGUAUUUAAGUACGGAUUGACAUGAAAACACACACGGCGGGUGUUUUACACUCUGUUUACCUGUCUUUCAUAACUCUUAUCCUCUUUCCUCCUCCCUCUCGUUGACUCUCCCCCUCCCUCCCCCUUCUCACUCACUCUGGGAAAACGGUUAUAGCUCAAAGUGCAGACUAACUCUCGUGCUCGGUCUCUCGCUCCGUGUUUCUCUCUCUCUGUCUAGAGAAGAGAAGGAACCGGAGACAGACAGACAGAGAGAGAGAGAGAGAGAGAGAGAGAGAGAGAGAGAGAGAGAGAGAGAGAGAGCGAGAAAGAGGGAACAUGGAGGAGAAGAAGGAAGGGGAUCCAGGUGCACAACAGGUGUCUGUAGCAGAGUCUUCCUCCUGCUGUGUCACUGUCGCUGAGCGAUGUCCGAAACCCCGCGGCCUCCUCAACCUCCUCGUCACCAAGAUGUGUCUGCUGGCUCUGCUGUUCGGCGUGGUGUGGUCCAUCACAGGGCCUGAGUGUCUCCCAGGGGGCAACCUCUUCGGCAUCACCAUCCUCUUCAUCAGCUCCGUGCUGGGAGGGAAGCUGGUGGGGAUGGUCCAACUGCCCACACUGCCCCCCUUCCCCCCGCUGCUUGGCAUGCUGCUGGCCGGUCUAGUCCUGCGUAACGUUCCCUACGUGACGGAUGCGGUCUACAUCGACACCCACUGGUCCGCUGCUCUGAGGAACGUGGCUCUGGCCGUCAUACUGACCCGGGCCGGGCUGGGGUUGGACCCUUCGGCUCUGCAGCGCCUCAAAGCCGUGUGCAUUCGGCUGGCCGUCGGACCCUGUGUGGUGGAGGCUUGCACGGUCGCCGUGAUUUCCCACUUCCUGCUGGGCCUGCCCUGGGUGUGGGGCUUCAUACUGGGGUUUGUGCUGGCCGCGGUGUCCCCCGCUGUGGUGGUCCCCUCCAUGCUGCUGCUCCAGAAGGAGGGCUACGGGGUGGAGAAGGGCAUCCCCACGCUGCUCAUGGCUGCUGGAAGCUUUGAUGACAUCCUGGCUAUCACCGGCUUCUCCACCUGCCUUGGCAUGGCCUUCUCCACAGGCUCCACGUGGAUGAACCUGCUGAAGGGGGUGAUGGAGGUGGUGGGAGGGGUGGUGGCCGGGCUGCUCCUGGGGGCCUUCAUCAGCUGUUUCCCUAGCGACGACCAGGAGGACGUGGUGGUGAGGAGGGGCACCAUGCUGCUGGGUCUGUCUGUGUUCUCCGUCUUCUUCAGUCACGUGGUGGGCUUCGCGGGGGCCGGGGGUCUGUGCACCCUGGUCCUCUCCUUCCUGGCUGCUCUCGCCUGGAAAACCGACAAGGCCUCGGUCGCAGCGCUAGUGGGCCGGUCCUGGGACGUCUUCCAGCCCCUCCUCUUUGGUCUGAUUGGAGCGGAGAUAACCAUAGCAACGCUCAGUGCUAGAACCGUUGGUCUAGGUAUAGCCUGCAUCUCCCUGGGUCUGGUUCUUCGUCUGCUGGUCACCUACCUGCUGGUCCACUGGGCCGGCUUCAACCUCCGGGAGAAGUUCUUCAUCUCUGUGGCCUGGUUGCCAAAAGCCACUGUACAGGCGGCUAUAGGCUCCAAGGCCCUGGACAUGGCGCGUGAGGGGGGGGACGAGGUGCUGAUUGGCUACGGUCAAACCGUGCUAACGCUAGCUGUGCUAGCAAUCCUCACCACCGCUCCUAUCGGGGCCCUGGGCAUUGGCCUGGCUGGUCCCCGCAUGCUGCACAGAACACUCCCAGAUGAGUCAGUGGGCGGAGCCCCGCCUAAAGAGGGACUUUUGCCUGGUCCAGAGAAGGAGGUAGUCUUUUAUGAGAGUAAACUUUAGUGGACCAUCAUGUUAAAGCUUGACUAUGUUGGACUCUGUUGUCCUGUAUGUUUCUGAGAUAUUAUAAUGUACGAGUUUCCCAAAUGACAUGUAAUCAAAAUGUAAUUCACAUAUAAUUGACAUGCGUAUUAACCAGCAUUAAAAUUGGCUGCCUGGAAAUGUUAUUGUGAAGGUCUGGGGCAGGAUCACAUGAUCUGAUUCUUGCCUCUGACUGCAAAAUGCUAUUUAUAUGUGUGAGUGUGUGUGUGACUGAAGAACACCAAUAAAAUGGAUUUUCCUACUAUGAUAGUAAUUUUGUGAUUGGACCUCUGAACGUUCAAUUAAGUUCCAUUGAAAAGGAUUUUUCUGAAUUUAUUACACAUGACAAUACCCAAUAAACCAUAAAUAAACCGACACAGUGGCCACACAUGUUUGGCACAAUGCUAAGUAGGUAAUAGGUGACAUUGUAAAUUACACAAGUACGGUUUGACGAGAUAACAGUCCUUAUAAUAAAAGAAAGAUAACGUACUACCACCAGCCAGGGUAAUAUAUCCUGAUCCAAGUUAAUUUCAUUAAAUCAACUAGCAAUUAUAUCGUAACCUUAUCCCUCUUUACAAUCGGAAAACUCUCGAUACCUUUCACCAACAAUAUCUAUAAAUCACAAUUGUUCACUUAAUCAAUACCACAAUAACAAUUCUUAUCGAAAGCAGCACCUUUAUUGAAAACAUAUAAAAAUAUAAACGAUAUAAACAAAUUUAGAGAAGACACCAACAGUCCUUUCAGCAGCGGCUACUGUAACGUACGUUGUCUUUGACGACGUCAAAGGGUUAAUUAAAGUUUGCAUUAUCCAGUUGGUUCAGAACAGAAACAUGUCAAGGGGUUAGUGCGUGUGUGUGCUACGAAAGCGGUCCUUUUGUACAAUAGAGUUGGUAAACGGUUCUGCUCAGUGCUGGUCCGAUGUUCCUGUAACACAAGAACAGAGCAUUCAGAACAAGAGCAAGAAGAGCAAGAGCAAGAAAUACCUUUUAAAACAGGGCUAAAGACUUUUAUGUUUGCUUUAGCUUUCUGCUAAAUCUUUAUACAUUGCACUUUCUAAAAUGCUUAUUUUUUUUACAUUGCCUUUGUUUUUUUAUCACUUUCUAAAAUGCUUUUUUUUAUUUUGCCCUUUGUUUUCUUUUACUUAUGUAUUUUCUUUUAUUAUUUUAUUUUAUGACGAUGUUUCUAUGUGAAGCACUUCCAAUCUGCCUCGUGUAUGAAAUGUGCUAUAUAAAUAAAGUUUCCUUGACUUGCCUCGCCUAAAUACAAUAGAGCAGGGAUUCUCUGAGGUGGAUAGCAAACAAUAUCAUUCAAUAUUGAGAUGGAUUUGGUCUUCUACGUAGGUAGUACUACACAAACCUGUUGAGUUUCCCGUAUCUGAUAUUGGAGAGUAGCUUCUCUCUGUCUGCUUCACUGGGGCACGACUCGUACGCAGACAGCAGACUGGAGGGAGGGGGAAGCGCAACAUUCAACAACCGCUGAAGAGACCAUCAUCUGACU
Molecule: messenger RNA, 3386 nt
Organism: Gadus chalcogrammus (walleye pollock)
Lineage: Eukaryota; Metazoa; Chordata; Actinopteri; Gadiformes; Gadidae
Product: sodium/hydrogen exchanger 9B2-like
Exons: 12
Coding region: 360-1871 (503 amino acids)
Biological process (GO): proton transmembrane transport
Cellular component (GO): membrane
Molecular function (GO): antiporter activity
Source: RefSeq, a predicted model, not a curated record